Molecule: messenger RNA, 729 nt
Organism: Rotaria sordida
Lineage: Eukaryota; Metazoa; Rotifera; Eurotatoria; Philodinida; Philodinidae
Source: the annotation of a GenBank genome assembly
AUGCCUGGUCGAAAAAUUCGAUUGACAUCUGGUUCAUCACUUAUUAUUAUUGGUACUUCAUUAACAAAUCUAUCAUCUAAAACAAUCAAAGUAUCGAGUGCAUCGAAAACAAAACCACAUAAUCAUCAUCAUCAUCAUGCAACAAGAUCAUCUAAAACAUCAGCUACAACAAGAGUGAUACAUAAUGAUAAUGAAAAUUUAUCGCCGAUCUUUUCCAAUAAAUCAAAAUCAAGUGGUAAUAAACAUCGUAUUGGUAGUAAUCAUGAAGGUGAUGAUACCGAUACUCCAUAUGAUCUUAUUGAACAUGAUGUAGCUGGUUUAAGUUAUACAGUUAAUUUACCAAAACCUGAUUCAUUUGAUGCAUUACAACUUGGCAGUGAUAGAUUACGAACAAUAAUUGCUGCUUUUCAUUGUAAUAUACUUGUACGUAAAGAAGAUCUUGUCAAAAAUUUGGAUUAUGUAGCAAAUGUUCUUGAAGCUGUUCAUCAAGAUGAAACAAGACGAUUAAUGGAAGAAGACGAUGGUGCAUUAUCAGAAAUUGAGCCAGAUUCUGUACCAAAUGAAGUACGAGAUUGGUUAGCAAUGACAUUUACUCGAUCAAUGUCAACUAUUAAACGACGUCCAUCAGACAAACCAAAAUUUAAAAGUGUAGCACAAGCUAUACGUGCUGGUAUUAUGGUCGAUAGGGUUAUUAAAGAUUGGUUUCUACAAGGUAAAUUAAAGGUAUGA